AUGGUUGACAACAUGGUUGAAAUUUUGAUUGCCGAUAUGGUUGAAAACUUGAUUGACAACACAUUCAACGACAACAACAGAAUGGAUUCACUCCUCUGCACUUGGCAGCACAGGAAGGAAAUAGCCAAAGUGAACAGUCAGGCCCGCAACGGCUUGACGGCAUUGCACCUGGCAGCACAGGAAGAUUAUGUGCCAGUGGCUGAGGUCCUCGUUAGAUACAAGGCCGAUAUUGACCCUCUGACCAAGGCCGGAUACACGCCGCUGCACACUGCAUGCCACUUUGGCAAGUUGAACAUGAUCGACUUCCUACUAAGGAGAAGUGCCAACGUGGCUGCUAAAACUAAGACAGGCCACACCCCACUGCAUCAGGCCGCUCAACAAGGUCAUCUCCUGGUCACUCAGAUGUUACUUAAGGCCAAGGCCAAUCCCAAUGAAGUCAAUGAAGAUGGACAGACAGCACUGUGGAUAGCAGAGCAGCUUGGUUACAUCUCGGUGGUUGAACUGCUGAGGGACAUAACAACGGUGCCGAGCAGCAAGCAGACGAGCAGCAGCAAGUACCGAAUGAUCGAGCCAGAAACCAUGCACGAUGUCGCCAUGUCUGAUGACGAAGAUGAUGACAAGGGAGAACUUGGAGACCAAUCGUACAUGUACUUGACAACUGGAGAAGAUAUGAGAGGGUUUGGUGAUGACAGCAGUCAGCAGAAGGAUAGCAUGGUCACGGACAACAGAGGAAGCAUGCGAGUAUCCGUAGGAAACCAGGAAGAUGUCAGAUGGACACAAGGCACUGACCCGAGUAAAAAGAUAGCAAUGGACGGUGACGUGGUGAGGACGACGUACGCAGGUUACAGCAAGGAUAUAUUGCAAACAAAGCAGCAGCAGCAACAACAACAACCACAGUAUCCCAAGCAGAACAUGCGUGACAGCUACAACACAACGACGACGACAAACGUGCCGACGUUGCACGAAACUCAUUUCGAUGAUGCUGACCAAGAGCACAAGUACGAAAACUUUGAUCCGAAGAAAUUCAAGCAAGACAUCAAGAAACAACACCUCGGAUUCGGGGACAGCAACUACAACACCAAUUACAGCAACGACAUUAACAGGAACAAAUAUCCUGAUCAGUACGACCUGGAGAGCGAUAGAAUGAAGAACGAUAGGAGUGGUGUCGUGAGGCAGACGGAUUACUACAAAGCCGGCAGCAGUGGCGCCUUGUCGGAUUUACAGAGAGACAGGCUGUUGAAAGAGAGACAGGACAACAACUUGAACAAUGCCACCUCAGAUGAGAACUAUCCAGUUUCCAACCGACAAACCUUAGUAGGCAGCAACAAGCAAUUAUCUCAGCAACAGCAAAAACAGCAAGAUGAUAAACUAUAUGAACAGAAGUACAACACCAUCCCCGACUUGAAGACCACCGUUGACAAUGACACAAAUCAAUACAGAACGACGAAGAACGACAUGAACAACAUACGAAGCAGUGGGGUGUCUCCCAUUGUUUCUCAUGGCAUUCCAUACUUCAAGUCCAACAUAUCUGAGACUGACUCGCAUGUCUUUGGAUCGACCUACAGUGGCAUGUCGUACGCCAGCAGUUUCGAUCCUGAUAAUGUCGCUUUGUCGAGGCAGCCCAUAUUCCAAGGCUUUCUUGUAAGUUUCAUGGUGGACGCUCGUGGUGGGGCCAUGAGGGGUUGCAGGCAUUCGGGCAUCCGCAUUAUCAUACCACCCGGCAGGGCAAGCCAACCUACCAGAGUCACUUGCAAACUCAUCAAAAAGGAUAAGGUAAACCAACUCCCUCCAUUGAUGGAAGGGGAAGCCCUGGGGAGUAGGGUUCUUCUGAUGGGACCUUCAGGGGCCAAGUUUCUCGGUCCGGUGAUACUUGAAGUACCACAUUUUGCUUCCCUACGCGACAAUGAAAGAGAAAUCGUUGUUUGGAGGAGCGAUAACGGAAUGACCUGGAAAGAACAUACCGAACUUGGUACCCUGGACGCUGUCAUGAAAACUAUCAGCGGCAGUUUCGAUGACCUUGAAAGUGCAGAAGACUUAUACCAUCGUCGAAUAACUCGGAUAAUAUCAAACGACUUUCCAAAAUAUUUCGCCUUAGUGACCCGCAUCAGACAGGAUACGUCGACCCUUGGUCCUCAAGGAGGCGUCAUCGUGUCCAGCAUCAUGCCACAAGUUCAAGCAGCAUUCCCACCAGGGGCCCUCACAAAAUCUAUCAAGUUGUGUCUUCAGACCCAACGACUGCCUGUUGAAUUUGUUAAGAAGAUGGUCGGUGGUAGGGUAUCAGUCAGUCCAAUAGCAACCGUUGAACCACGCAGAAGAAAAUUCCAUCGACCAAUCACAAUCACUCUACCUUUAGAUGCUGAACUGGUUGCUAACAACAAGAAUAUUGACAAAUCACCAUCACUAAGACUUCUCUGCAGCAUGAAUGAUGGCAUGACUCCAACAGAAUGGGAAGACAUCACUGGAACAACUCCCAUGUCUCUCACCAACAAUUGCAUUUCAUUCCCCAUUGCUGUCUCUGCCAGGUAUUGGUUGAUCAACACACCUCGCUACAAGGAAGCAGUUAUGAUUGCCACUCCAAUGUUUAUGGAAGCGUCUGCUGUUCCAUUCGUUGCUAAUUUCGUCGUCUUUGCUAAGAGGAGGGAUCCACUUGACGGUCAGCUACGCAUUUUCUGCAUGACUGAUGAUAAGAUGGAUAAAACUUUAGAAUCUCAGGAGAAGUUCAUUGAGGUAGCUAGGAGUAGAGACAUUGAGGUGUUAGAUGAAAGGCCGCAGUGGAUUGAAUGCCAUGGCAAUUUGGUUCCAGUUUUGAAAUCAGAUCAUGUAGACAGGCAACCAUACAUUAAUUUCAGGGCUUUCAAAGAGAAUAGAUUGUCAUUGAAUGUACGUGUCCGAGACCUUAGCCAGGAACCAACAGCCAACCUGUUGUUCAUGGCUGAGCCGAGAGAAAUCAAGGAUCAACUGCCUCUAUGCAAUUUGAGCGUUGUUCUGCCAAGCAUGGAGGAGCAACAACGACUUGAUACGGCGAAUGAUGUCACUGAACUGCAGAAGAGACUGGAUGAACUCAGGAAAUUAGAUUUGAAUGACGAAGACCAGAUAUCGAAGACAGAACUUCGACUGACAGACAUAGCUGAAUAUUUGGAAGAUGAUUGGAUUCCACUUGCUUAUCAGCUCCAAAUAUCUGAAGAGGAUAUUACUAACAUCCAGUCAAAAUAUGGAUAUAUCCCUGAACAGGCCUUAGUGAUGCUGCAUUUGUGGAUGGAGAGAAAUAAAGACGUAGCAUCGGGAAAUGUGCUGGAGAAAUCAUUGAGGGAGAUAGGGAGGGAGGAUAUUAUUCAGAAGUGCAUAUUCUUCUUGCAAGAUGUUACUGAUGAAAAUGAAAUUAAAGAAGCAAAAAAUGUCAUCUACUCUUCAUCAGGUCAUCCUGAAUCACUACCAACCAGUGCAGUGAGCGAUACACAUUCCCCUGCUUUUCAAGGCCAUGUGUUCUCAUUUGACGGAAAUGCACUUUGCUCGUGGUAUGCAGCUAAAGAGCUAUCAAAGUCAAUAUUGGCAGAACAAGUUGUAGCUCCACAUCAUGAUCCAAGCAGCAGCAGUUUACCACAAAAUGCCCAAAUUGAUUCAGACGAAGGUUCAAAGACAAUUCCAGAGCAGAUGCAUCAAAGUACUAACAAUAAUCUCACCACAUUCAAUAAAGUCCCUGAAAGUGCACAAAUUGUUGCUGAAAAGAUACAAGUCAUUCCCGAAAAAGUUCACGUCGUUUCUGAAGAAAUGCUCAUUGGUCCCAAACUUGUGUCUAUCUGUUUUGAUAAUAAGAAAAAUAUAAUCGAAAAUGAACAAAAGUUCAUUCAAAAAGGUGUACAUGACGAACGAAAGAUUUCCAAUGAAAUGGAAGAUAAUAAAGACAAAAUUGAAAGAGUCUCUAGCAAACAGACUAUUUCAGAAGAAAUAUGUACUGCUUCUAAAGACGUACAGACCGUUCAAGAUGAUGAGAAACAAAAUUUAGUAUUAUCCCCUAAGUAUAAAAAACCUGGCGUUGCUCCAAAAGCUUUCGAAGAUUGGGUUGAAUGCCAAGAAAUGACUUAUAAUGUCAAUGGGAAUGCCCUGAAAGACACUAAUUUCAAGAGUUCACUUGAUAGGCAGAAUUCGGAAGAGUUGAAUGAAAGUGAGCUAGCCAGGCACAUGCGCAAAACUCCAUCUGCAGAGGAAUUGUUGAGGGAAGGUGAAAAAGAAAUUGAAGUGAGAGUGGAAAUGGAAGAUGAUGAUCAAGUUCUCGAUGACGGAACAGUUGUAAAACGACAAGUUAUUACGAGAUCUCACGUUGCUAUACCAGAAAUAAGUUUAGAUAAUUUGGAAACAACACAGUUUGAAAGGUUGGUCAAAGUAGAAGUUGAGGAAGAUGUUCUAGAACUACCUCCCGGAAUAGCUGAUCCUGGAGAUGUUGACCCGGACACGGUCACAUCAAAAACAUACAUAAGCAGAGAAACAGGAUAUUUUUCAGAUUUCACACAUGGUGAAAAGAUACCAUUUUAUCGAAAAAUAACAAAAACCGUUAUUAAUCUGAUUGGUGAACGGAAUCUUCCAUCGAGUCAUGAUAGUCCUAUAAAAAUGCCCAAGUUUCUCUUAAACGCCGACGCACAGUUGGUUUUGGAUUCAAAUGCUGAUGAGCUAUCAGACGAAGCUGGCUUGAUUGUUGAUCGAGCCGUUAAAUUAGCUCUUGAACAAAUUCAGUCUGAAAGCGAACAAUUAGAAGAUUAUGAGAACGAAUUAGACCUUUCGAACAUAGACAGCUCUGUAGCAGUUCGAGUUUAUACAGACACAAUUGAAAAAGAACCAGAGAUUGAAACUGAUGUGAAAGAAUUUGAAGAAACUUUAGAUGAUGGUACAGUGGUCGAUUACGAUGACGAAUCAUCACUACCCUGGAACACAUACGAGAGGCCAGAAAAUGCUGAGAAUACAAAAGAUAGCAAGACAGAAUGUGAAGAGUACGAAGAUGUUCAAGAAGAUGGCACGUUAGUGAAAAGGAAAGUGGUUACCACUACCGAGAGGCAGCUUACAACUGAAAGAGUGGUUCUGGAAGGUGAUAUUUCUUUGGAUGAAGAAGAUGAUGAAAACUUACAUUUUAAAGGCAGCGAUUUUCGAAGCACUUCGGAGAUUUUAAGCAGUGUGUCGGAGUCGGAUAAAAAAUAUCCGGCCCCUCAAAAAAUCCUACUUCGGGUAAAAAAAAUUUCGACUUCGGGUUCCGAAUUCCAGAAAAAUUUGUGA
Molecule: messenger RNA, 5262 nt
Organism: Helobdella robusta
Lineage: Eukaryota; Metazoa; Annelida; Clitellata; Rhynchobdellida; Glossiphoniidae
Exons: 28
Coding region: 1-5262 (1753 amino acids)
Biological process (GO): signal transduction
Molecular function (GO): protein binding
Source: RefSeq, a predicted model, not a curated record